UGUCUCUUCCCCUACCAUUCCUUUGCUUACCAUUAAGAUGGCUGGUUGUGUACUAUACCACCACCAAAACAAACACCACUAACAACAACAACAACAACAACAACAACAACAUCACCACUCGAACACCAACACCAACACAAUCACAUCACCACCACCACUGCUACCAUUACCAUCACAACCAUCAACAACAAAGCCGUUAAGACCACCAACAUCAUCAUCACCACCACCACCAGCAGCAUCAUUAACACAGACCGAUGAGAAUCACGUCUGAUCCACCCCCUAAUGUUGGACUGUAGUAUGAACCCUCUCACUGGAUGUUGUGUCGUUUUUAGCUUUUGUGCUGCUAAAAAUAUCUUCAUCAAAAACAAGCCAUAAAUCCUGCGAACUUUUAAAAUAACCUUCUGAAGCCUUACUGUGUUAUUUCCUCGAUUCAGACGCGACUGAAACCUCGAACUUUGUAGAGCAUUUCUUGACAGCAACUUAUAAGAAGUAGCAACUUAUAACACGCAACUCGGUCCCAACUGCACGUCGUGAAAACAGUUUCAUCUCAAACGUUUUUUUAAACUUUGGAAAAUAAUCCCAAGAAUUUAAUCGUCAGAAGGUUUUUGUUCCAAAAUGCUUUUCCGGUCCUUCAUUGCGAUUCUUCCACUUCUGGAUUUAGCGUCUGCAAUACAUAUGUUUAACGUUGCUUGUCGUAAAAAUGGCGGGCGUUGUAUGGGAGUUUCUUCCUCGUACAGUAACAUCACUACAUGUGGCGAAGCCAUCGACGGAAAACUGGAUCACAACAGCAUGUGGAUGAGUCGGUUUGAAGGAGUAGGUUCAUGGAUCAAAAUCGGCUUCUCUUCCUUUUAUUUACUCAAACGAACCAGGAUCAUGCAGCAUUCCAGUGCACACGAACAAUCAAAGGAUAUUUUGAUGGCCUUUAGCGAUGGUUCCACUCAAACGUUUACUCUCAGCGAAAACAAUGGAACUUCUUGGAAAGAUGAACUUGCAAUUUGGGACACCUUUGACCUAAAACCAGUCUUGACAAGUUCUGUAAACAUCACUGUUCUCUCCGUAUAUUCCAGCUACAACAAUGGCUUCCGAGAAGUCGAAUUUUAUGUUGACAUGGACAGCAAUUGGGCAACUUGGUUUGAAUGGAGCAUUUGUGUCGGAACUUGCAACGAAGGUUUCCAGAUACGAACACGAUCUUGCUUGAACCCAUUUGGAGGGCCUACGUGUGAAGGCGCAGCCGAAGAGAUUCGAACUUGCAAUUCAGAUAUCUGCUCAAAAGACAGUUUACCUACUCCCACAUCAAUGCUGGAUAACGAAUGGACGUCUUGGUUUGAAUGGAGCCAGUGUGUUGGAAAUUGCAACGAAGGGAUCCAGAUACGCACUCGAUCUUGUCUGAACCCUUUCGGGUCUCCAAUGUGUGAAGGUGCUGCGCAACAAAUUCGAGCCUGCAUGUCAACGAUUUGCACUAAAAACAGUUUACCUUCCGUCACAACAAUGCAAAAAACCAACGUGAGAAAAUCGGAAACGAGUGUCCCAAUCGCCAUUGUUCUCAGUUCCGUUUGCUUCGUGCUUCUUGUCUUUUUGAUUUUGGCGGUAAUAAUUCUCUGGAGUCGCAAUCGGAAAGGAAUCGCCGCUGGUAAAUGGAUAGGCAUAUGGAGCCGCAUCUGAAAGUAUUCUUUUCCAUGAAGACACACAAAGUAUGUUAACAUAACAACAUCAUCAUCAUCAUCAACAAAAACAACAACAACAGCUACCACAAAAACAACAAAGGAAGAAGCACAAGAAUACAACGGUGACAUGUAAAAAUGAAAGACCGUCUUAAAAUGUCUAUCGUCUGCUGCGGUAGUUAUCGUGAUAAGAGAAACAAAAACAUAAAACAGUAUACGAAAAAUGUAUGAAAAAAGAAAACAUUUAAAUGGCAUAUCUGCCGAAAAUGGUAUAAUGAACGGAAAUCAUUUCUUUUAUACUCAUUAUUUUUAUAUCUUUAUGUGCUUAAGACAUCAAAGUAGUAACACAUAAGUGAAAUCUUUGCAGACGACUCUGUUUAUUGCAGCUGAUUAAAAUGGAAGAACAUACUCGUUUUUUGAAAAAAUAAUGCUUUGUAAAUAAAAGAUAACAUUUUUUUAAUCAAA
Octopus bimaculoides (California two-spot octopus) is the source of this 2126-nucleotide messenger RNA. RefSeq lists its product as uncharacterized. Lineage: Eukaryota; Metazoa; Mollusca; Cephalopoda; Octopoda; Octopodidae. Gene Ontology annotation, cellular component: cell periphery. The record is from RefSeq and is a predicted model, not a curated record.